Molecule: messenger RNA, 2499 nt
Organism: Besnoitia besnoiti
Lineage: Eukaryota; Apicomplexa; Conoidasida; Eucoccidiorida; Sarcocystidae
Exons: 1
Coding region: 1-2499 (832 amino acids)
Source: RefSeq, a predicted model, not a curated record
AUGCCGCAAUUCUGCGCGGCGAUGAGGUGUAGAUACACCAGGCGGCGCAUGGCACCGGGCUCCGCUCUGUUUCUCGUAGUUGUUUUCAGUUGUCUUUUCUUUCUUCUUUUUGUGCCUCCUGCGUUUUCGGCCGAAAUACACCCCGCGGACCGGCAGUGUGCAUCGUUCUCGCGAAUCAAAGUGCCGUUUUUUCUUUUAGACAAAGCUUAUACGUACGACCUGUCUGCGCUCGUCACAGCCGCUCCGCCGACCGGCUGGGUAUGUCAGGCGACGCACACGGCGCCUCACCGCGAGACCUCUCCGCUGCUUUUUGCGAUUUUUUCAUCCUUUCUUGGCGAGCCACCCGUCGGCGCUUCCAAAGGAAGAGUUACGUCGCCGUCUGAGGAUGUGUUUGGCGCCCGCGGAGGCAAACACUCCUCGGCAGAUCCGCACUACGAGCUGGCGGGAGGGGCGCGCGUCUUCUACGCAUUUAAUCCCUGCCGCCUUCUCUCGCAGGACUGCGUGAAUAUCUCCGAGGCGAGCGAAGGUGGCGUUUACGCGAACAGAUACGCAGUUUCGCGGCGCGGUCGGCUCUUUAAGUACAAAGGCCCCGUCGAGGAUGGCAACUGCAUCGGCAACCUUGUCCCGAAUCCCCUUCCGCUUACUCCGUGGCGCGCGGAGCUGAAGAAAAUGGAGGAACAGACCUGGAUGCGGGUCUUUGACGACGCCGCGGACUCGCGCGCAGGCGUUCCUGCACCGGACGGCGUGGUCACGGACGGCGACGACCCUCGCUGGAGCCCGCUCGACGCGCUGGAAGCCGAGGCCGGACUUCAGGCCAUCUUCCGCGUCUACGAACCAUCCUGCCCUGCGCAGAUUAUUCGCGUCAAAGUCAAAAUCGAGUGCGCUGCGGAGGACGCAGCGGCCGACGCUUCGCCCUUCCAUCGCUGCCAGGAGAGCGAUCCGUGCGUGUACGAGAUGACCAUGAAGGCGAAGGCAGGUUGCCCCACGGGCUCGACGACUUAUCGGCCGGCCCUCCCGUUCCUCUCCGAGUCCGACUCGGAGGCAUCUUCAGAUGCCACUGAAAAAGCUGAGAAAGCUUCCACGGCGGCCGCGUCCUCCGUGGAGCCCAAGCGCGCCGGCGCGGCACUGCCCGCGGUGUCCGUCGCGGCAGUGAAGCGCGUCUUGGAGGCGGCGCAGGCAACUGGGAACGGCUUUCUCCUCUCUGAGAUGCGUUCGCUCUCCAGCGCAGGCUUGCUCGACGCGUCGGUAAAGGAGAAGCUGUCUGCGGCGGCGCCGCACGUCCCAGCCGCUCCUACGCUUUCCGCGACUGAGGCGACGCCCCAGCCGACUAGCCUCCCCGCCGGCGAAUCCCGCCCGCCUUCAGUCGCGUCGUCCUCGUGGAUGCUGCAUGCGCCUGCGUCGGUCUCAUUCGCGUCUCUCUCGUCCUCAGUCCCUGGCUCGCUUCGCGCGUUCCUUACGCAUCCCGUGGUGCCGACGCCGCUCGUGGCGGGUGGCGACCCCAGCGCCGAAACCGCGCACAAGUAUGCUCUUCUGCGCAUCGCCCUGUGCGCCCUCAUCAUUUUCGGGGCGUACUGGGCGAUCAAAGACUGGAUUACUCGCGAGUUCGCCGUGCGAGGCACAGGCGGGUCGGCAGCCUCCAAGGGGCUCCCCGGCUCGCUGGCCUCGUCGGCGAGCGCAGCCUCGGCGUCCUUCGCAGGGGACGCGCCGCAUAAAAUUGGGACGCUCUUCGCCGCUGCACAGGGUGCGUGGACUGAGCAAACCGGAGGAGGAGGAGGCUCCGGAAGGCCUGCCGCGGCUGCUGGAGCCAGUGUGCAGACAGCGCGAGCGGGCGGCUACGGCAGUUUCUGCAAAGGGGGGGGCUCGCCCGCGCUUUUCAAUUUCUACGGAGGGGUGAAAACGGCGCAGGCGUCUGCGACGGAAAGUGCGAGGGCGCGCGCAUUCGAGGCGAGCCCCGGGGGGUCCGAGGCCUUCGCGUGGCCUCAGGGUUCAGGUGUACAUACACCUGGCUACGGCGGCGCGGAGGGGGGCGCGACCCAGAGCCGAGCGGAGCGGCUCUGCGUCCCCGAGGUCUUUUCGCUUUCGCCGACGCAUCACGCGGGGAAGCACGACGCAAGCAUACCCUUGGCCGCGUCGCCAGGGGCGGGUCGCGCAGCCUCUUGGCGUGACGGGGAGGAUGAGUGGUUCGCAGACCCGACUCCCGAGGCGGCGGAGCUCCGCGCGAGUCGCGGCUCCACCACGGCGAGCCACGGCGACGACGUGGAGAGCGGUCUCGACGCGGCGCGCGGCGCGACUGGGCUCGGUCUCGGCCUCGAUCGCUGUCCGGGUAGCUUCUUCCCCGAGGAGGACGCGGGCGGCGCGGGCGCCUGCGACGACUUGCAUGCGUGGACUGAGCCUGCCUUCGCGGAAGACACGGCCGACGCCCUCCCUCCGCUGGAACUAGGCGCCCCGCGAGGCGGAGACAGAGACGCCAGACGCCACGACCCAAAGGCGAGCGCGUGA